AUGAAUGAACUUGACAUGAAUGAACAAAGAACACAUGCCACUUCAACGUGGCGUGUUUUUGAUGAUAUUACAUAUAAAAAAAUUGAAGGAAAUACAGUCACUGAUUUUCUGGCAAUAAUUCGAGAUGCUCGUAGUGCAACGGAAGAUACGAUAAAACCAUUUGUUACUAUGGCUCCAUGUGGAGGACCAAUUGCAUUUGUAUAUAAAAAAUCAGAAGCAAAAUCAAAUGAUACUAAAUAUACGAUAAUUAUAGACAAUUUACCAAAUCAUCGUCCUCAAGUUAAACAGUUUGAUCGAGGUGUUGUAGUAUUUGUCGACUGGACAAUUAAUGAAGAUUUAUUAUUAGUAACAGAAGAUGGAAAAUAUCAUAUCAUUGAUAUCUUCUUUUAUGAUUCAAAUAAUGACAAAUCAAGACAACUUAGUGAGUCUGUAUCAACAAUAACCAGUGCGUGUACAUUCAAAAGCAAUCAAGGUACAGGAUUAGUAGCAUUAACGAAAAAUCAAGAAAGUUUUAUCGCCGUAAAAAAUGUUUAUAGUCCAAUUAUUCAAAUGAUUACACUUGGCGUAGAUAUUCGUUCACCAAUAUCAGCAUGGUGUGUAAUCGAUCAUGCAGAUAUAACAAUUGCUUAUGCAUAUGAUAAUAAUAUAGCAACAUGCAGUGCUACGUCAUUACGACGAGAUCAACAAACCAUUCCUGGAAUUACGGAUGUCAUAGUUAAAUUAGUAUCGAGUAGUAAUUAUAAAAGUAUUGCAAUGUUAAAAGAUAAUGGUGAUGUAUUAAUUGGAUUAAAAGAAAAUAUUGGACAACCACAAUCAUUUAUAUUAAAAUAUACAUGUAAUAAUAAUAAAGUCAAAAUUACUGAUAUUGCUUGGUCUGGUUCAGAUACUGUCAUAGGUAUUCGAUCAGCUUCAAAAACUUGGUUUGAUUUACUUGUUAUCAAUGGAAAACAUUCAUUACCAAUGACAGAAAAAAGUCGACAAGCAAUAACUGAUGAUACUAUGUGUUAUACUUCAACUGUAUGGUUAUCGACUGAAAUUGAUGGUAUACGAAUAAUAUCUGGUCGAGCACUUGAUUUCUUCCAACGUUUACCAGAUGAAAUCUACAAAGUUUUAGAUCUUAUGUCAAAAAGUCCAGGUGCUAAACUUUACGAAGCUUAUAUGUAUUAUAAAUAUGAAAAUCAAAUGGCUGAAAGAUUUCUUCAAGAAUUAAAAUCAUCCGGAUCAAGCUAUGGACUUGAAGAAGCUGUUAAAGAAUGUAUAGCAGCAGCAUCUAAUGAACAUGAUCCACCUACUCAAAAACUUUUACUCAAAUCUGCACUCUUUGGUCGUUCAUUUUUAUCUGUUAAUUUAAGUAAUCCAACAGCAUCAAUACGUCCAGCUGUAUCAGUAAUUAAUGAUUUAUGUACAAAUACAAUUCGUAAUUUACAGCUAGUUAAUAAUUUACAACAUAUUAGUAUUUCUAUACUAAUUACAUAUAAACAAUUUGAAUUGCUUGGUACACGUAUACUUAUUGAUCGUUUACUUCGUCGUAAUCUACAUGAAUUUGCUACAUGUGUAACAAAAUUAUUACGUAUGCCUGCUGAAGAAGGUGAAAAUCGUAUUUUAGUACAAUGGGCUGUACAAAAACUCAAUGAUCCUGCAAAUACUAAUGAAGAACUUAUUGCAGAUACAAUUAGAGUUCGCCUUGCUGAUGUACCUGGCAUUCCAUUUAUUGAUAUUAUUCGAGCUGCAUAUACUGCAAAAAAAUUCAUUGUUGUCGAACGAUUACUCGAUGUUAAAGUUAGUUUAAGUGAUCAAAUUGAUAUGUUAUUAACGUUGAAUAAAAAACAAGAAGCUUUACAAAAAGCACUUUCUUAUGGUGAUACUGAUUUAGCUCUUUAUGUCCUUAUGCGUAUGAAAUCAAGUAGUGGUGUGAAUUCUACUGAUUUUAAUUUACAAUUAGCAAAAUUGAAAUCAUUACCAUUAAGUUUGUUAUUACAAUGUUUAGAAGAACGUGAUCGAAAUAAUUUACAUGAUGAAAUGCGAAAACAAAAUUCUGGUGAACGAGAACGUAUUGGUUAUUCACAUAUUGUUCAAAGAUUUACAACAGCUCUUACAACAUCUGAUCAAAAAAGUGAAUUAACAAGUGCAUCAAAAUUAUUUCGUGAAAUUAAAAAUGAUUCUUCUGCUCAAUUAGUUGAUGAAGAAACUCGUUUAAUAACAAAACAAGAUGAACUUGAAAAAAAAUUACAAACUAUACAAUUAAAAGGGUUCUCAUUAGUUGAUACACUUGAUUUACUUAUUAUUCAUAAUGAAAGAGAUGCUGAUCUCUUACGAAAAGAGUUUAAUAUUAGUGAUAAAAGAUAUUGGUGGAUUAAAAUUCAAGCCUAUGCAAAAAAAAAUGCAUGGGUACAAUUACUUGAAUUUGGAAAAAAACCAAGUUCACCUAUUGGUUAUGAACCAUUUGUUGAUGUCUGUAUUCGAUCACAAAAAAUGGAGGAAGCUCGUCGUUUUCUUGAUCAAACUAUUUAUUCAUCAAAGCUUGAUCAUGAACGUAUUCCAUAUAUGUUUGCGAAAGUUCAAAUGGUUGAUGAAGCAAUAAAUUCCGCAAUAAAAUUACGAUCAAUUGAUGCUUUACAUUUUAUUGAAUCGAAAUGUCAAUUAAGUGAAGCAAAUUCAACUAAAAUUCAACAAGCAAAAGAUAAAUUACAAGAUUAUGGUGUUAAUCCAUUAAAAAAUGUCUUUAGUUUUUUAAAAUCAUAG
Molecule: messenger RNA, 2742 nt
Organism: Adineta steineri
Lineage: Eukaryota; Metazoa; Rotifera; Eurotatoria; Adinetida; Adinetidae
Source: the annotation of a GenBank genome assembly